AUGGGUUUGCAGGGUAAACAUGGACCUAUCAGUGAUCAUUGGAGCAGCGAGUUGAAGCGUUUGAUUGAGUCGUUGCUGGAUUUGAACGAGAACAAACGUCCUCUGCUCAAAGAACUGUUGACGUGUCCGUUGAUUUUGCCGGUUUGUAUGUCGAUCCAUCUGGAUUUGGGACAGUUGCCGUGCGCACCAUCCAGGAAAGGUCGUCGUGCCAUCGGAAUGUCCAAUAGUAAAGUGCUAAGAACUCAACCAGUCCGUGCAAAACAACAAGCGCAACUA
Molecule: messenger RNA, 276 nt
Organism: Anisakis simplex (herring worm)
Lineage: Eukaryota; Metazoa; Nematoda; Chromadorea; Rhabditida; Anisakidae
Source: the annotation of a GenBank genome assembly